Messenger RNA from Mucor velutinosus, 2922 nucleotides. It is a transcript of the gene PXA2, whose product is annotated as ATP-binding cassette long-chain fatty acid transporter pxa2. NCBI's taxonomy places the organism in Eukaryota, Fungi, Mucoromycota, Mucoromycetes, Mucorales, Mucoraceae. The coding region runs from base 1 to 2922 and encodes 973 amino acids. The record is from RefSeq and is a predicted model, not a curated record. Gene Ontology annotation, molecular function: mechanosensitive monoatomic ion channel activity; calcium ion binding. Gene Ontology annotation, biological process: transmembrane transport; monoatomic anion transport. The transcript has 7 exons. Gene Ontology annotation, cellular component: plasma membrane.
AUGUACGAAACAAAGGUGCAAGAUGAAGCUCAUUUGGGGCAAGAUGAGGCAAAGCCCACAGAUCGAAUUGAAGAUCCACAUUCACGCCAUGACAACAAUGCCGCAAAUGACACCACAGCACCCUCUCAAGAUGAGCCAUCAACCGCGCAAAACUCACCUGAACCUACACAUCAAGCGCAAAGGCCUCUCAAUGCAAGAGCCCACCCCUCUUCCAUGUCAGUCGUCAGCACAGAUGACGAUGAAUUUCACGAUGACCGACUUUUGAUCGAUGAUGGGAUCCCGUCUAACGUGCCCUUGGAAGCCCUUGCUGGACCUGCUUUGAUCUUGCCAUCAAACGACAUUGAUGGACGUACGCUCAAUGAAGAGUUUGACUGGACCGGCAGAGAAGAUGAUGACGAUGACAUGGACAAGAAAGAUGAAGAUGAAGGCAAGAAGAAGAGGGGCGCAUUAGCACAAAACAGUGUCAUCAUCUGUCUAAACGAAAACUCUUCGCAUAUUGCCUGGACGUGCAUCCUCUUGUUUGGCUGCAUUCUGAUUGCAAUCGAUGUUGCUAUUUUCGUUUCUUAUCGAGAUCGUGUCAGUGGCACUUCGUAUGGCUUGCAGCUGUGGUUUACUUGGCUUUGCUUCAUGUGGUGGAUCGGCUUUAUGUCACAGAUCCUUGUAGAGCUGGUUCCUUGGGCCAUCAAGAAGGCUGUCGGCUACUUGAGGCCUCAAUCUACAGAAGUCCUCCGCAUGAGAUUAUCGUACUAUAUGGCUUUGCGUGUCUACAUUAAACUGUUUGCCAUCUCAGCAUGGGCCUGGGGCUCAUGGGCUUUCAUCAAGGCACAUGUCCAAUUGCCGUUGAUUAGCUCCACGCCAGAAGAAGGCAACAAAUACGAGUCUGAGCCUACCUACGUUGGUGUUUUCUACAGCAUCUGGGAAUGUUUUUUCUUUGCGACACUAUUUCUUUUCAUAGAAAAGUUUAUUUUACAAUUAAUUGUUACAUCCUUUCACAAGAAAGCGUAUGGAGAUCGAAUCAAGGAAAACGACAAGGCGCUCCGCAUUCUGGACAGACUCAAGAAAAUGAAGCGCAAGAACCCGCAAGAAUUCCUCAUGAAACGCAUCCGUCGUAAGAACAAGACUCCCAGUGGCACAAACACAAACACUCCAAGCAGAUCACAUUCUAUGGACGAAAGCACAUCCAAUGACCAUUAUUUUAGCGCUAAACACAAUCCCCAACAACAGCAGCAGGGCAAGUCCAUCAUUGCUAAUCAGCAGCAGUACACGGAUGGCAAAUCCACUGUGCGCUUCCCCACUCAGAAUAUGGACACCUUGAUCGCUAUUCCUCCCUUAGAAGACAGAGGCAACAGCAGAUCGGAUGAUGAGAAGCACGAUUUCACAGAAAAGGAAGAACAUGUCGCUGCACCCGAUGUCAUUAACAAAUCUUCUUCUGGCUAUGAUGACAUACCUCCUACUCAUCCCAAAAAGAAGGGGUUCAUCAACAAGUUCACACACAAGAUGAAGAAGAACCACCAAGGCGGCCCUCCCGUCAGUCAACCCGAAACACCUUCCGGCGAUGAAGGUGCUGUGUGCCCACCUCCUCCUCACUCAUUGUCCAGGGAAAACACAUGGUUUUCUCGAAAUAGUCAGGAUGAAAAGAGUUUCUUUGGUGCAACCCGUGAUUUCGGUCUAAGCACUACUGCUAUUCCUGGCAAGCUCCUUAAAGGCGGCUACAACAAGUUUGUAUCACAGAACAACAAUCUCAAAGCUGGUCAUCAAGCAGGCAACUCAACCCAACAAGCCAAAUAUUUAGCCAAGAAAAUUUACACAAACAUAGUGGGGCCCGAUAGUCACCGUGAUACUAUUGUCGAAGCCGAUCUCUAUCCAUUCUUCAGAACUACCAAGGAAGCUACUUUUGCAUUUGGUCUCUUUGACACGGAUGGAAAUGGCGACAUUAGCAAGAGAGAGUUGAGAUCCGGAUGUAUCCGCAUCUACCGCGAACGUAAAAACUUGACUCGCUCUAUGCGUGAUUUAUCUCAGGCAACUGGCAAACUGGAUAUUAUCUUGAUGAUUGUCUUUGUCAUCAUCUGGGCCAUCAUUGUUUGUGCUGCCUUUGGUGUGGAUGUCGGUACCGAUUUGAUGCCCCUCUGGAGUGCCUUUGUUGCUGCUAGUUUCGUCUUUGGUACAUCGGCCAAGGAUGCCUUUGAGGCUAUCAUUUUUGUGUUUGUUACUCAUCCGUUUGAUUCCGGCGACAGAGUCUUUAUCCAAGGUGAAAACUGGGUAGUUCAUAACGUUGGCUUGCUGGUCACCACUUUCCUGAAAUGGGAUGGUUCAAUUGUCUAUGCCAAAAAUUCAGUCCUCACCACACAGUACAUUAUCAAUGUCAGACGAUCCGGCCGCACUGGAGAAACAGUUGAACUUCAAAUAAGCUUCGCAACACCAUCUUGGAAGAUCAGAAAAAUCACUGACCACAUGAUUGAAUGGUGCAACAAAUACCCAAAACUAUAUUCAACAAAUUCGGCCUCUACAAACAUCACUGGUUUCCAGAAUCAAAAUGUCAUCAACCUCUCCUUCUACUUUGAACACACUCAAAACUGGCAAGACGCUGGUGGUCGCUGGCUUCGUCACAACAACUUUAUGAUGGAGCUCAAGGAAGAGUGCGAGCGUCUCGAAAUUACCUACACUUUGCCUCCUCAACCUUUUGUCGAGGGUAACAGACAGAACGAUGCUUCUCCAGAGGCCUAUAAUAUGGGCGAUAAAGCUGGCUAUGGCCUUGACGGUAUGCAAAGAAGAAGACCCUGGAAUGACGACGAUGACGAUGGCUACAAGAACGCGCCUAUUGGCAGUGAAUCCAAUGCACAUUCUGGUAAUAAUGAUAGUUCUAAUGACUCUGGCGCCACUGCAGGAGCUGCCUCUGCUAUGAUGUUUGCUGCUAGUAUGUAA